This is a messenger RNA of Xiphias gladius (swordfish), 1815 nucleotides long. It is a transcript of the gene slc6a1b, whose product is annotated as solute carrier family 6 member 1b. The record is from RefSeq and is a predicted model, not a curated record. Gene Ontology annotation, biological process: sodium ion transmembrane transport; neurotransmitter transport. Bases 1 to 1815 code for a protein of 604 amino acids. The transcript has 14 exons. Lineage: Eukaryota; Metazoa; Chordata; Actinopteri; Istiophoriformes; Xiphiidae. Gene Ontology annotation, cellular component: cell surface; axon; plasma membrane. Gene Ontology annotation, molecular function: gamma-aminobutyric acid:sodium:chloride symporter activity.
AUGGCCACCAACGGGACCAAAGCCUCGGACGGACACGUCUUAACGGAGACGGUGAAUGACGCGCCCACCACCACGCCAAACGACAAACCCAAAACCUUGGUGGUGAAAGUGCAGAAGAAAAAGGAGAUACCCGAGAGAGAAACGUGGGCUGGGAAAUUUGACUUUCUUCUCUCUUGUGUCGGAUACGCAAUUGGACUCGGAAAUGUCUGGAGAUUUCCUUAUUUAUGUGGAAAGAAUGGAGGAGGGGCCUUCUUGAUUCCUUACUUUUUGACCCUCAUAUUUGCUGGCAUGCCCCUGUUCUUUCUGGAGACGGCUCUUGGUCAGUACACUUCUAUUGGAGGGCUUGGAGUGUGGAAACUGGCCCCCAUGUUCAAAGGUGUGGGUCUGGCUGCUGCUGUUCUGUCCUUCUGGCUCAAUAUCUAUUACAUUGUAAUCAUUUCCUGGGCUAUUUACUAUCUGUACAAUUCCUUCACUGCUGAUCUACCAUGGCAGACUUGUGGCAAUCCCUGGAACACAGACCGCUGCUACACCAACUACAGCAUCGCAGACACCACAAACCUCACCAGCGCUGUGGUGGAGUUCUGGGAACGUAACAUGCACCAGCUGACCGAUGGUCUGGAGAAGCCUGGGGAGUUCAGGAUCCCACUGGCUAUCACACUUGCUAUUGCAUGGGUGCUUGUCUAUUUCUGUAUCUGGAAGGGGGUCAGCUGGACUGGCAAAGUGGUGUACUUCUCAGCCACAUACCCUUACUUUAUGCUGUUCAUCCUGUUUUGUCGUGGCAUCAGUCUGCCGGGUGCACUUGAUGGGAUCCUCUUCUAUAUCACACCAGACUUUAACAAACUUAAGGAGUCUGAGGUGUGGCUGGAUGCAGCCACCCAGAUCUUCUUUUCCUACGGGCUGGGAUUAGGCUCUCUGAUUGCACUUGGCAGCUACAAUCCCUUCCACAACAACGUAUACAGAGAUUCUGUCAUUGUCUGCUUCAUCAACUCCUUCACCAGCAUGUUCGCUGGCUUUGUCAUCUUCUCCAUCGUGGGAUUCAUGUCCAAUGUAACAAAGAGACCCAUCGCUGAUGUGGCAGCCUCAGGACCUGGUCUGGCGUUUUUGGCUUAUCCUGAGGCUGUCACCCAGCUGCCCAUCUCCCCUCUCUGGGCCAUUCUCUUUUUCUCCAUGCUGCUGAUGUUGGGAAUUGACAGCCAGUUCUGCACUGUGGAAGGCUUCAUCACUGCACUGGUUGAUGAAUUCCCUCAGGUUCUCCGAAACCGCAGAGAGAUCUUCAUUGCAGCUGUCUGCCUUGUUUCUUACAUUAUUGGACUGUCAAACAUCACACAGGGUGGACUGUACGUGUUUAAGUUAUUUGACUACUACUCAGCUAGUGGAAUGUCCCUGCUCUUCCUUGUCUUCUUUGAGUGCAUCUCAAUUUCAUGGUUCUACGGUGUGAACAAAUUCUAUGACAACAUUGAGGAAAUGGUUGGCUACAGGCCCUGUCUGUGGUGGAAGGCCUGCUGGGUCGUUUUCACUCCACUCAUUGUGGCUGGGGUCUUCUUGUUUAGUGCAGUGCAAAUGGUCCCGCUCACGAUGGGUGACUACGUGUUCCCCGCCUGGGGUCAGGGGGUCGGCUGGUGCAUGGCCCUUUCCUCCAUGAUUCUCAUCCCUGGCUACAUGGGCUACAUGUUCCUCACACUCAAAGGCACAUACAAAGAGCGUCUGCGGAUAAUGAUCAAGCCUUUGGUACUGGUGAAGGCUCAGGAAAACGGCCCGGACCAGCAGACAGAAAACCAGAAUCAGAACCCUGCUAAUGAGGAAGCCUACAUCUAG